AUGUUGAGGUCAGUCUUCCGAGCGGCACCAGCUGCUCUAUUUCUUUCGGUGCCGGCGUCUUCUUUCUCAGCUCUGUCUACCAAGCCGGCAACGCCGGCCAAGAUGCCGGACUCCGGAGAAGGCGUUUGCAAGCUGGACGAGUACCGAGGAGCCAACAACUGGAAGGGGCUCAUCCCCUCAGUCACGGAGCCCCGUGUCUGGGACGAGGGCUUCCGUUCGUUCCUACUCAAGUACGGCAUGUUCAACCACGUGGUGUACGACGUGUUCAUCAAGGGCGAGGACGACUUCAAGUCCGAAGAAACGGGGCUCCGCGGAAGGUCCCGCUUCGGCGACGACUUCACGGCCUUCUCCGAGAAGGGGCUGAAGUUCAACUACGUCAACAAGAAGGGAGAGAAGAAGCAGGAGUACGACUUCACCGAUGACUACACCAUCGUGGCCAACCUGGUGUGCAGUCCGGACUCGUUUUUCAGCGCCGAAGACAACUGGUUCGGCUUCAUUGGUCUCUCCAAGGACAAGAAAGAGAUGGUCAUUGUGUUCCGCGGGACAGAGACCACGAAGGAGUGGAUCGAGAACGCCACCCUUUUCAUGGAGCAGCUCGACGGCGAGCCCCCGGAGUCCGGCCUCGCCCUCCUCCUCAAUCGCGACACACUCAUGGUCCACAGCGGCUUCCAGCAGCUCUACCGGGAGAAAGCGGACCAGUUCCCAUCCCCCAAGGACAAGAUCUACGAGGUGAUCGAGGCCUUCAAGAACGACGACAAGGUUUCCAUCGAGAAGGUCACCGUUGUCGGACACAGCCUGGGAGCUGCCAUGGCCCAGCACUGCGCGGUCGACCUCGCGCACUCCCGCGUCCUAGGGGACGUUCCCAUUCUUGGCCUGGCCUGGGCCGCACCUAAGGGUGGCAACGCUGCCCUAGCAGCCUGGGUGGCGAAGCAGCCUAACCUGCGCAUCCUGCGGGUCAGGGUGCCCAUCGACUUCGUCACCAACGUCCCGCCUGACUGGAUGUGGAGCAUCACCACUGGAGGUUACAAGCACAUGGGCACGGAGAUUACCCUUGACAACACGCACUUGCAUAAGGCGGGGGUCGUCAAGAGCGACGACGGGAACAGCCCCAACCACAACCUUCAACAGUACCUCCACAACAUCGACCCCACCAGGGACGUGGCGCUAAUGAACAAGGUUGGCAACGUCAUUCCCGACGACUACUGCCGGAAGCACGGUAUCUCGCCCUCCUGGCACAGCCUAACCUUCCCGCGCACAGUCUACCGCUAGUGACCCAAGUGCGGCGCUACUGCAACCGACGGCCUUGUACGGCAAGGUCGGUCCCUCUUCGAUGAUUCGCCGAAACGGGCAACAAGAACUUGACGCUCUCUCCGCUCUUGGGAGAUGAUAAGUCAAGGCAGGAGGACCACGGAAAGGAAUGCGCCGGAGGAACCGAAGACGUGCUUGGUGUCUCUACAGACAUUGAUGGAAGGGUCCGAUUGAUAACGUGAUAUCAGCCGUCGUCGGACUUUUUUCGAUCGAUAAACCUUCCGUUUAUGGCGUCGUCGGCAGGGGACACAACCAACCUUGCCGGUUGGGAGCUACCGCCGCCGCCGUGUUUGGUCGUUACGCAGAAAUUGACGGAAGCGGAAGGAGGAGAAAUCUUUGCUCGUUUCGUUGCUCAUUUCUUCUCUUCCUUUCUGGACCCCCUGUCAGUUUGGUGGUUUAUUGCUGACCUUUGCUCAUCCUCCGUUUUGUUGCAGCGUGCAACGGUGUUGUUCUGUGGCCUACCGGCCACCACUAACCUUGCGAAUCCGUGCAUUUUUUUUUAGUGAAGUUUCACCUGUCUGUAAAGUCGUGUCUUUUAAAGUAGUGUGUGUUGUUUUUCCUGAAGCGCUCGGUUGUGCGGAGCAUCGUUCGGUUGGAGAGCUACGUACGGUCCCUUUUUUUAGGCUGUGUUUCCAUGAAGGGCGCGUUGGCCCGUGGGGCCGUUCCUUCCGUUCCGAGACAAGUUCAGCGUAUACCGUUAGAGUUAUCCAGCUCAUCGUGCGGCAUCAGAAAAUACCGAAAAUACAGUUGCGUAGACUACAGCAGCAGUAUUCCGUGUUACGUGCUAUUGUAUAACAACAGCGGUGUAGGCUUUUCUAGACGGUAAGAUGUUGUUCUCAUAGAGUUUCAAGAGAAAUAGAGGUCACGAGGAAGGGGAGGUCCCGGUACAUUAAUGACUCCCUCAUUGUUUUGGGUACCAUGCGUGACAUAAAAUGAGAGGAGUACCCUUCUCCAUAGAUCAUGUGGACCUCAGGGCGGCGACAACGGAGUCCUUAAGCGUGUAGCGGAUUCCCUUGCUUGUUGUUUCGAUUCACACAAUCGACGAAUAUAAUGUGCCGCUCAUGGGGCGGUCGUUAUUCUUUUUCCUGGUAUUUGUUGAUGAUAUAUAUAUUAUAUAUGCACCUUACGCAUGCU
Messenger RNA from Ectocarpus siliculosus, 2442 nucleotides. Lineage: Eukaryota; Phaeophyceae; Ectocarpales; Ectocarpaceae. The record is from the annotation of a GenBank genome assembly.